This is a messenger RNA of Staurois parvus, 663 nucleotides long. The record is from the annotation of a GenBank genome assembly. Lineage: Eukaryota; Metazoa; Chordata; Amphibia; Anura; Ranidae.
CCUCCCCUUCAGUCUUGCACAGGUGUAUUGGCUCUUCCCCUUCAGUCUUGCACAGGUGUAUCGGCUCCUCCCCUUCAGUCUUGCACAGGUGUACCGCCUCCUCCCCUUCAGUCUUGCACAGGUGUACCGGCUCCUCCCCUUCAGUCUUGCACAGGUGUACCGGCUCCUCCCCUUCAGUCUUGCAAAGGUGUACCGGCUCCUCCCCUUCAGUCUUGCACAGGUGUACCGGCUCCUCCCCUUCAGUCUUGCACAGAUGUACCGGCUCCUCCCCUUCAGUCUUGCACAGGUGUACCGGCUCCUCCCCUUCAGUCUUGCACAGGUGUACCAGCUCCUCCCCUACAGUCUUGCACAGGUUUACUGGCUCCUCCCCUUCAGUCUUGCACAGGUGUACCGGCUCCUCCCCUUCAGUCUUGCACAGGUGUACCGGCUCCUCCCCUUCAGUCUUGCACAGGUGUACCGGCUCCUCCCCUUCAGUCUUGCACAGGUGUACCAGCUCCUCCCCUACAGUCUUGCACAGGUUUACUGGCUCCUCCCCUUCAGUCUUGCACAGGUGUACCGGCUCCUCCCCUUCAGUCUUGCACAGGUGUACCGGCUCCUCCCCUUCAGUCUUUCACAGUUGUACUGGCUCCUCCCCUUCAGUCUUGCACAGGUGUAUUGGCUCCU